GUAUAAACCGGUUAUUUUCUUAUUUGCUUUGAUCGGCCAAUUAAACUAACCCGUUCGAAUCAAAACCCUAAUUGUUUUUCUGAUGAUGUCUUGUCCCUUCGACUCUUUCUUUCCUGCUCUGCCUUCCAAUCCUUGAUUCCGUCUUCCUGCCUGCGAUUCCCCUCUCCGGCGACCGCCGCAGCUCUCCUCUCAGUCGUGCCGGCCUCCGCCUAUCACCGCCGUCUCCUUGCUCGCCUCCUCCACUGCUUCUUUCAAGAGUCGCCCGGGGAAUAGACCUUGCAGUUCCACCAGUGGGUCGCAGAGAUGGCUGCAAGUUUCGUUUCCAAGUUCUCUCGCGUGGGGCGAUCUCUGUUGGGGGGACUAAGCAACAACAUUUCAUCUGUAGCAGCCAGCAGCACAUCACCUGAACUCACUUCCAGCAGCAAUGCCCUGUACCAGCAACAUAGGACGUUCAUUCAAAUGAGGACGGUUCUCAAAGUUGCAGAUAACUCGGGUGCCAAAAAGGUGAUGUGUAUACAAGCGCUGAAGGGGAGGAAAGGUGCGAGGCUGGGGGACACAAUCGUGGCUUCGGUGAAAGAAGCAAUGCCGAAUGGCAAGGUGAAGAAAGGGAAGGUUGUGUAUGGAGUUGUUGUGCGGGCUGCCAUGCAGAAGGGGAGGUGUGAUGGAAGCGAGGUCAAGUUCGACGACAAUGCUGUGGUUUUGGUCGACAAGCAAGGUCAGCCUAUCGGUACCAGAGUUUUUGGUCCUGUGCCCCACGAGCUCAGGCGGAAGAAGCACGUCAAGAUCCUCACUCUUGCCGAGCAUAUUGCCUGACUUUUUAGUUGUUGUUUUAGGUGUUAUAGAUAGUUUGAUGUUUCGCUUCCAUGUAUCUGUCGAUGACUCUGUUUCUGGUUAAUCGUUAAGCUGUUUACGGCAGAGCAGAACCAUGCACUUUGUUUACAUAAAAUCGACGAGAACUUUCAGCUAGUAUCAAUCGGAAAAGUUUAUGGGUUUAUGGUUCAAAGAUAACUAUUAUAGAACUGCUAGUUAAUUGUUGAUGGAAUUAUUAAUUCAUUAUAACCUAAAUAUACUA
Linum tenue is the source of this 1072-nucleotide messenger RNA. NCBI's taxonomy places the organism in Eukaryota, Viridiplantae, Streptophyta, Magnoliopsida, Malpighiales, Linaceae. The record is from the annotation of a GenBank genome assembly.